Messenger RNA from Lytechinus variegatus (green sea urchin), 3106 nucleotides. RefSeq lists its product as uncharacterized. The record is from RefSeq and is a predicted model, not a curated record. Bases 606 to 2195 code for a protein of 529 amino acids. Gene Ontology annotation, molecular function: protein binding. Lineage: Eukaryota; Metazoa; Echinodermata; Echinoidea; Temnopleuroida; Toxopneustidae. The transcript is spliced from 2 exons.
GUAUACCGACAAUUUGACGCUCUGUGACGAUUAGACAAAAGGAAGAACAACCUUCAUUAAACAUCAAAUAGCGCUCUGCAAAUAUUACUCUCACUUUGUUUUGACGAUUUUCGGAAAGGUGUCCGGAAAAGUGUUUGCAUUCAACAGUUGGCUCAUGGGAUGUAUAUGUUGCUUUCAGGAUAACGCACACGCUAAUUCAUUCAUUGUUAAAGAUCUUUUGUCUUUGGUAAAUCGUACAUUAUCAUUCUCCUGGUGACCAUCCCCUUUCUCUGACAGUUCGGUUGCAAAAGACUCUGAACUUUAAACACUCGGACUAUUCUUUCGCUCUCGUUCAGUCGUGAAAACAAGUUUUUUUCGGUGUCAAAACAUUCCACUUACUGGCGAUCUCUUUGCCAGCCAGCUGAAGGGCUCUCGGAUGACGAAAUAGCAGACAUUUUGUGCCUCCGAAGUCUUUCUGGUGUCGCGUUGCUGGGUCAUGUUUUUCUAGUCACAUGAGUCAUACCGUAUACAUCACCGAGCACAUUCAUGGUGAAUGUUGUAUUUAGGGACCAGCUUUUGAUAUUGCAAACGUCAAAAAUGGCUAUUCAAAUGAAAAACGUGAAACCAUGGCGUCUCUUCGAGACCAAACCGUAUCCAACAGAGAUGGAAAGACAAGAGUCCCAUCAGCUCGUGUUGUAAGCCGUCGUUCCAGGUCAGCCUCGGCGUCAGGUCGGGCAAGGCAGUGUCAGAACAGACGCGGCGUGAGCUGUGAGAGGGACGCAAGUCUCGACCGUGACGGUCGGUUAAACGGACAUUGCGGAGUUAGACUGGAUUUAAACUGCAUCCCGAUGUUGAAGUUUUCCCCUCCAAGAGCCUCGACGCCGAAAGGCAAGGGGCAGAGUCCUGUCUCACCGCCAGGCAAAAUGGCAGGCUCGUUGAACUCUCCCUUGAGCAUGUCUAGUGCGUCCUCUACGGUGAGCUCUAGCGGAAGCUCGACGUUGAUUGGAGCGCCUCGCGCAGCAGAUGUCAUGAGAAUACUCAAUGAUUUCCGCAAGGAUUGUUUACUGAACGAUCUGAUUUUGCAGUUCUCGACUGGUGAGAUUCACUGUCAUCGACUGGUCAUGGCUGCAAGUAGUCUCUACUUUCGUGGAAUGCUUUCGAGCGAAUCAGGACGAAUAUCGCGACGGGAGAUCAUCCAAAUGCAAGGUGUCGAUAUGAACAUCAUGCAGUACUUGGUGGACUUUGCCUACACUGGAUCAAUCAGUGGAGUGAGUAGAGAUCGCGUCCGCAAACUUAAAGAACUAGCUUCCGUCUUCCGUUUCCCAGAGAUCGGUGAAGCCUGUCAUGUUUAUCUAGGGCGCUCUUUGAGAGAGAACCGUAACCGAUCGAGGACCCCGACCAGAACACCUGGAAAACAGAUCUUUUAUCCUGGAAGUGGAAGGUCCAGUAGCGGAAGCGGUUUCAGUGGUAGCGAAACAUCUGAACUGUUUUCACCAAGUCCUUUGUUGGGGGCAUCGCCGUUGAUUGAGUCACCCCAGACUGCCCCAGUGUCACCAUUCCAAGAUCAUAUAGUGACCAGUCCUAAAGCUAACGGUGCCAGGGAACUACUAGAAGGCAUAGCAAGCCUCAAUGAAGCACUGGGUCGGAAGCAUCCGGAUGCCGGUAUUCCAUUUUUACCCGAUCAUGUUACUUCGGUCAAUCGUCGAAUAUCAGCAAGUAGUAGCGAUUCCUCUAACGAUGCACCAAGCUCGGCUGCAUCAGAACUGUUUUCAUUUGAAGAUUCAUCUUUUGCUAUGAAGAUGCUUCGGGAAUUCUAUAGGAUUCGAAAGGAGGGUCAGCUGAUCGACGUUGUCCUGCGAACAGCCACUCGCGAUUUCCCAUGCCAUCGGGUCAUUCUGCAAGUCCACAGCCCAUCACUUGGAGCAAUUUGCCAAAGAGAGCUCGAUGGCUCAAAGACAAUGGACGUCUUCAUCAAGAGAAUCAACCCUGAUACGCUGCAGAAGGUUCUGAACUAUUUCUACACCGGGAAGAUAGCCAUUUCACAGCGAGACGUCAAGUCGGUAUUUAAAGCAUCCAAAAGAUUCGGUCUUGAUGCUGUACGGGAAGCUUGUACAACCCUUGAUGAAAGUAUUGACAGGAGUAGCGUCCAAACAGAUGAUUCUGGAAUAUCAGCACCAAGCUCGCCGAACUGCACAUUAGAUUCACCCGGGAUCUGAACACUCAACGGAAAGUCUGAAACAUAUUUUCAGUUCAGUGGAACUGAACAUAUAAGAUUAGAUUAAUGCUAAACAAGAUUAUAGAUGCAGUUUUGCUAGGCUGGUAUAUGGGACGGGAGUGUGGAGAGGAAGGGCUAUACGUAUAUAGGAAAGAGCAAAACAAGCAGUGGCGUAUCUCGGUUCAGAUGGGAGUACGUGCCCCAAGCGGAACUUUUAUGGAGCUCGGUCACUUCGAUCUCUCGCUUGAAUAUUUUCCUUUCAGAGCUUUAUAAGAUGUUAUCAUUUGCAAAGUUUAGGUAUCUAUUACCGUAGCUAAUAAAAAUAUGCCUUGGGUAUUUAUUUGUGGAGCAUUUCGUUAAUUCUAGUCUGAAUCUGCAAAACUAAGAAGACAGAAAACUGAUUAUUAUAUCAGGUUUUUGAUCAUCAGUACCAUUAAAUGCCUUUGCGUUUUUCGUAGCUUCAUGUGCAAAAUGCGCAAGAAAUGAUAGCGUUUUACCGAUUAAACUUUGAAUUGGUUUCCACCCUUGGUCACUUCGCCCCCUUGGUUUUAUGAUAAUUAUGUAUACUGGUAAUUGAGUGGGGCGCAAAUUCAGUGUUUGCCUGCUCACCAUCAUGCCUAGAUACGCCAUUUGCAAUGAUCCAUGAUAAUACCAAGUCCUUUUCCAGACGAUAGGACGGGGUUGCGGCGGGAACGGGUUCUACAACAUUGAAAUCUAAUGUCAAAAGCCCUUCGUGACAAAGUGGUCUUUGUCGAAAAUCGGAGAAUUGAAAAAAAAGUUUGGUCCUGGAUUCUCGACGUAUUUGCAAUUACUCUUCAGCUUAAAAAUAGUUUAAACAACGCUCUUUACUUUUUAAAUCGCACAGUAGUUGUUUAAGCAUUAUAAACAAAUGUUUAAAAUCUUAAAUAACCA